AUGCUUUUCAAACGUCAUUCAUUAUUGAACAUUAUUAUUCAUCGAUGUUUAUCAAAAAAAGGUCCAACUCUUUAUGAAACAUUGAAAGUUAUUGAAAUUUCCCCGGAUGUUUUUGUUCAACCUGCUGCAACUUUAUUCGUAUAUCCUUAUCGUACAAGUGUAUUUGGUGGACAAAUUGUUGGUUCAGCUAUUUAUGCCGCUCAAAAAACAUUACUUUCAAAUCAUCCAUUACAUAGUAUUCAUUCAUAUUUUCUUGCAGCAGCUGAUAAUUCAUCUGCAAUAACAUAUACAGUUAAACGAUUACGUCAAGGUAAAUCAUUUGAAGCACGUAGUGUUACAGCUGUACAAGAUGAUAAAAUAGUUUUUGAAUCUGAAAUGAGUUUUCAUCGUAAAGAACAAGGAAAUUUAGCACAUCAACCAGCCAUGCCUAAUGUUGGUAAGUUUUCAUUUGAUAUAAAAAUUUUAAAAAAUAAACAGAAAACAACUAUCUAUUUUUCAUUUUUAGAUGUUGUUCCACCUGAAAAACUUCAUUCAACAAGAGAACGAUUUCGAAGUCUUCUUGAUGAUAAACGUCUACCGCCUGAAUUUCGACCAUUUCUUGAAUUAGCUCUUGAAAUGCCUACACGUAUUGAUAUUCGACAUUGUCAUCCACGUGAUUUACUUACACCUGCACCAGAAUGGCCAGCACGACAACUUGUUUGGAUUAAAGCCAUUGAACGAUUACCUAAUGAUUCACAUUUACAUCGAGCUGCUAUAGCUUAUUGUACUGAUCGAGUAUUAUUAACGUCCGCACUUCUUCCCUAUGCAAUUAAUAUAUUUAGUUCACGUAUUCGAAUGCAAGUUUCACUUGAUCAUUCAAUGUGGUUUCAUGAUGAUUUUGGUUUUGAUCCUACACCUCCAUAUGAUCAAAUAAUAGAUGGACAUACUUCAAUACCAAUUGAACGAAAUACUGGUAUUCCAUCUAUUCCACCUAAAACACCAGUACGUGCUGAUGAUUGGCUACUUUACGAACUAGAAUGUCCGAUAGCUAUGCAUAAUCGAGCAUUAACUUUUGGACGAAUAUGGACUAGAUGUGGACGACUUAUUGUAACAUGUGCACAAGAAGGUGCUAUUCGAUGUAAUUAA
Molecule: messenger RNA, 1125 nt
Organism: Rotaria sp. Silwood2
Lineage: Eukaryota; Metazoa; Rotifera; Eurotatoria; Philodinida; Philodinidae
Source: the annotation of a GenBank genome assembly